UUAUGUAUUUAGCUCUGGCAUCUCGUAUAUCCUUCGUAACUGCUAGACCGCCGAGUGACUCUCCACAGUCAAACAAACGCAUUACAGCAUGCAAAGUGAUUAACCUGGCACUCGACCUUGUCAAGCUGAGGCGGAGUCAAGAUUGUACUGUACCCCCAAUUUAAGCUGUCUCUUAGCGGGAUCCGGCGUAUUUAAUCCCACGGCACUGUGCUCAUUCUCAAGCAAGCAAACAACUUCCUCUGCUCAGCAACUUUGACGACUCAUCACACCAUAAAUCCAGAAUCUUCCACGACACAGAAAGUAAAUUUCAGCAGACGAGGAAUUCUUCCCAGCGCUCAAAGACACCAUAACCGACGAUCAUACAGGAUUAUCACAAAUCAGCGUUGCGAUCGCUGACCAAGAGCGGGACGGAGACGUCAAAUUGAUGGAAAACCAACACUUGAUUGAGCUCGACGGAAGGACCGGCGAGGGCGGCGGACAGCUAGUGCGCAUAGCAUGCGCCCUCGCUGCCGUCGCGACUCAACCGAUUCGGAUCACACACGUCCGGGGCAACCGGGAAGGCCCUCGAGGCGGAGGCUUGAAAUCGCAGCAUGUCACGGCAAUCGAAUAUCUCGCCAAGGCCACGGCAGCCGACGUGACGGGGCUCUCAGUGGGCAGUCACACACUGGAGUUCCGCCCCCGGCUCAAGCCGUCGGCGCUGAUAGAAGGCAAGGACCGCACCAUCAAGAUCUCGGCCGACUCGCCGGCAGCCUCCACCCUGCUCAUCUUCCAGGCCGUCUUUCCCUUUCUCCUCUUCGCGGGCACCGAGAAGGGCGAGCCCAUCACCCUCGAAAUCUCGGGCGGAACCAACGUCUCCUUCUCGCUCUCGUACGAGUACCUCGAUCAAGUGCUACUCCCCACCCUGCAGGACGCGUUCGGCAUCUCCGUGGAGCGAAAAUUGCACAGCCGCGGCUGGAGCCUCGGUAAACUGCAGCGCGGCAAGGUGACGUUCAGUUUCACACCGCUGAAGCCGGGCGAAACGCUCAAGCUCAGGGAAGCGGGGUCCAUCUAUAACGGUAGUCCCGGGAGGGAUGUGGAAAUCGAAGAGGUGGACGUGUCGAUGAUCGUCCCGGCGGAAAUGCACGAACCACUAACGGACGCACUCGUCGCUGACCUUGAGGAGCUGUUCCCGGGAGCCAAAGUCAAUUUCAAGAUCAUUGAGGACAGCGGAGCGGAUUCAAGGGUUUAUGUCCUCCUAGUGGCAAAAUCAGGUGCGCUGCGCUGGGGGAGCGACACUCUCUCGUCUAUGCCCAAGAAGUCAAAGGGCAAGUCCGGGCCGCGGCCGACCAUUUCAUUUUGUGAGGACAUCUCGCGUCGGAUAGCUAAGAAGCUGUUCGACGAGGUGGCGACUGGUGGAGUGGUCGAUGAGUUUCUUCAGGACCAGCUUGUGAUCUUCCAAGCGCUCAGCGAAGGCAGGACAUCCUUCCCUCGAGGCGAGAAUGACAGCGGUGGACUGGAGCAGGCCGUGGAAAACUUGGAGAUCGACGAGCGCAUGCGCAAGGACAGGACAGACAAGCCGUUCGGCGAAGGCAGCUUGCACACCACUACAGCACGUUGGGUGACGGCGCAGCUGCUCCCAAGCGUUGCGUGGUACAACAAGGGGAAGAUUUGCGAAGGCGUCGGAAUGAAUAUGGGAUCCGGAAAGGCACGCUGAAGCGGGAACCCAGUCUGGGUGGAGCGUGCAUUGUAUUAUAUACCCGCGUUCAGCGCUUGAGCUGGUUCGGGCUGGGAGAGGAGU
Molecule: messenger RNA, 1777 nt
Organism: Canariomyces notabilis
Lineage: Eukaryota; Fungi; Ascomycota; Sordariomycetes; Sordariales; Chaetomiaceae
Product: EPT/RTPC-like protein
Exons: 2
Coding region: 425-1693 (422 amino acids)
Biological process (GO): RNA processing
Cellular component (GO): nucleus
Molecular function (GO): RNA-3'-phosphate cyclase activity
Source: RefSeq, a predicted model, not a curated record